ACAUAGAUUCAAAUGGGAAUAAAAACUCAACCACUUCAACUUCAACCUGAAAAGCACUUAAGAACAAACAAAAGGCUUGUGUCAGGAGAUUUAAUGAAGUAAAGCAAAUAAAAAAUGUCGUUUGCACAUUAAGAAAUGCGGAUGUGCUUCUUCAAUGGUAUUUUAAUACACUGAUAAUCUUAAAUUACUGUGUGUGUUAAUGUCAUAUUGUUUUGUAUCGGGUAUCAUCUGUGUUGGACUACAGUCCAGCGACCCGAGUUUGUUGUUUUCAUCAGAGUGGUACAUCAGUCAGGCAGUUUUCCCAUCUCUGCAGCAGUGGUUCCUUCAGUUCCGGGACACCUCAGCUCCUCCAGAUUCUCACCCCGAUGAUCCUGUGGUCUCUGCGGGCUUCUCUGACCUCCGCUCCGGUCUGAAAUCUGCCGGACUCACCAGGCCUCCUCCCACCAUAACCUGAGAAACGAACCGGACUUCUGUUCCGGUUGGGUCUGACCUGUGAGCCGGGGCUAGCUGGGAAGCUAGCGGGGUGUUCGUCAAGCAGGGCUGCGGGGCGAAGGCUCGGAGCAGACGGCGCGCAGCAGCAGAGCAGCAUGGGCGGAGGGACCCACAGCAUCGCGGCGGAGGAGAAGGCGGCGAGCCGGGGUCAGAGUGAAGCGAACAGGAGGCUGAAGUACAUCAGCCUGGCGGUGCUGGUGGUCCAGAACGCAUCGCUCAUCCUCAGCAUCCGAUACGUCCGCACGUUGCCAGGCGACCGCUUCUUCACGACGUCGGCCGUCGUCAUGGCAGAGGUCCUGAAGGUCCUGACGUGUCUGCUGCUCAUCCUGCUGCAGAAGAGACUCAGCGUGAAGGAGACGGCGUUCUUCCUGCUCGACUCCAUCGUCUUCCAGUACAAAGACACUCUGAAACUGGCGGUUCCUUCGCUCAUCUACACCCUGCAGAACAACCUGCAGUACGUCGCCAUCUCCAACCUGCCGGCUGCCACCUUCCAGGUGACCUACCAGCUGAAGAUCCUCACCACCGCCCUGUUCAGUGUGUUGAUGCUGAGGAAGUCCCUGUCCAGAGUCCAGUGGGUCUCUCUGCUGCUGUUGUUCGCCGGAGUCGCCAUCGUGCAGGUGCAGCAGGAGGGGAAGAAGGAGGCGUCUGUGUCGGACAGCGCCGGUCAGAACUACGCGGUCGGCUUGGUUGCCGUGGUGAUCAGCUGCCUGUCAUCAGGGUUUGCCGGAGUUUACUUUGAGAAGAUCCUGAAGGGCAGCUCUGCGUCCGUCUGGGUGAGGAACGUGCAGCUGGGGAUCUUCGGCACGGCGCUCGGCAUGCUGGGACUGUGGUGGAACGACGGCGCCGCCGUCGCAGAGCGCGGCUUCCUGUUUGGCUACACCGGCAUGGUGUGGUGCGUCAUCUUCAACCAGGCGUUCGGCGGGCUGCUGGUGGCCGUGGUGGUGAAGUACGCCGACAACAUCCUGAAGGGCUUCGCCACCUCCUUCUCCAUCAUCGUCUCCACCGUGACGUCCAUCUACCUGUUUGGCUUCCACGUGGACCUGCUCUUCACAGCGGGGGCGGGACUGGUCAUCGGCGCCGUCUACAUGUACAGCCUCCCCAAAGCCGCCGCCGGCAGCUCUUCGUCCCCUGGCUCCUCUUCAUCUUCCUCGGCGACUUCAGCAUCACAGAGGACGGACGGAGGCGCCGACAUGGAGGCGUUUCUGCCAAAAGCUCAGGUCGGGUCUCCUUCCCCUGCCGUCCACGUCACAGACUAACUGCUCACAGCACAGCAGGAGGAGGAGGAGGAGGAGGAAGGAGCUGCAGCGUCUCAGACCACCAGCUGUCUGUCUGUUUCCUGUCUCGCCUUCUGCCUUAAAACUCUUCACUUUACUAACUGAAUGAGAAGAGAGAAGCCUCACGCUGGUGACAGAUGAUGUAUUGAUUCUUGUUGUUGAUCUGAUCGGGUGUUUUCACUGUGCGGCUCCACACGCUGACCUCCACGGGCCGAAACCUUUCAGGAAACAUUGCGUUCAUCCUGACCUUACUGUGUCACGUGGCAGGAAGUACACCUAAACAUGAGGCUCCCGGCCGCCUCCAGCUGUCACAAAGUUCAUUUCUCAAUAAUCAUCAGCGUAAAACCCUUAAAGAGCCACUUUGGGAACCGAUCGCCUCUCGGUGAUCAGCGUUUGGGCUGCACAGUGAAAACACACCGCGGGUCAAACGCGCCUCUUUGUUUCCUGCCGACGGCCAUGUUGGGCCGAGACUCUGCAGACGGGCCGUUGGUGCUCGGUGCCUUUCCUUUCCAUCUGGACAGAAGCCAUACUGUUGUGUUGAUGGCAGAGCUGAGACCAGCCGGGACUCGAGGCUCAGACGGCUCCUGGCUCACACACGCUGAACUCAGAUCAGUUUGGGAAGCGGCCAGCAGUGUGGCGGAGCCUCGAGGAGGAAGUGCUCGCUGAUUGGAGCACCUUUUCACUGAAUGGAUCGUACUGACGUUUGUCCUGCUGAGGCGUCCUGAAUGUCUUCGGGUGGAUGAAGUCGUCUUGUUGGUGUGUUUACGUUGCUGUCGCACUUUGGGAGGAAAGUUUUUGUUGUUUGGUCUGCAGGAGGUGAUGAAGGCUCAGAGUCUGUGAGCCGCCACACUAACCUGAGGAUUGUUGAUCAGGUGACUGAAAAGGUUCCUGCAACGUUUUCCUAUGGAGUUGGAACGUUUUGAACUUUUGAUUUUUAUUGAUCGAUCUGUUGAUUGUUAGCGUCUCCCUCUGAGCUGAGGUGAAAACUGAUGUCCCCCGGACGCUCAGGAGGUUUUAUUGUCCUGCACGAGUUUCACACCAAGUGGACGCGAUUCCACUCACACGACUUCUGACCGAGAGGAGACGAACGUUGGAGCUUCGUUGUUCUUCAGCUCCUGCAGGUUGAUCAGCCAACUCAAAGUUUUCUCCCAAAGUGUAAGAAUCACUUUAUGAAAAGUUUCUGUUUUAUUCUGAUCAGAAUCAAAGCUGUUGGAGUUCAGUCUGAGUCUGUGAAGGCACAACAAAGACAGAACAUUUUAUUUUCAUUUACUUUGUGUAAAAAGGAAAAGGAGCCCGCUGACAGGGACGAUAUAUUAAUAUAUGAGAUGUUUUAAUGAAACAUUGGACUGAAACGCUGAUUCUGUGGUUUGUGUGUCUGGGUGGAGGUGUGGUGGUGGUGGUGGUGAACAGGAAGAGGAAACUCAGCAGGUCGCUCCUGUCUUUAAAGGGAUAAUUUGUGCUUUGAAGGUUUGGCUGCCUGAGCAUCAACAGGUUCUGCUCGGCUGCUCCUCCAUGUGGUCUAAAACCAGCCGACGGAGGCAGCGGGAGGCCGAGUCAGCGAAGACGUGGGACGGUGGGACGAGUGUGUUGAGACAGUGGAAGGUUGUUUAGUGAGAUGACAGAUAGUUUUAUUGUCGCACUGAGAUAACGAGACCACAGCUGCACAGGGAAAAAGCUUCUCUCUGAUGUUUUAAUCUCAUGACAGUCCGGGGAGUAAAAUGAAAACGACGUGAAGACUCAUGGAUGUGAAGUGUGGCGUUCAGUGGGGUCGGUACAAGCUGCUGUGACCACGUGACCAACGGGACAAAUAUCUGGCUAAUUUACAGAAGAAAAGUCCACUCGGUGUCCACAUAUGACGGCGCGUUAAGCUGGACGACCACGACGGGUUCGCUUGUCUUCACUGCUGCUUACAAACCAAACAAGCAAAAUGAAAAGUUACUCAAAGAGGCAGCUGAACUUUGACUUUUCAGAGCUUAGGAUUAAUUUUACUGACAUAAAAAACAAAUUUCGGCUUUUAAACCUAUACCAAACAGUAAAAACAGUUUGAAUACACCUGUUUCUGCUUUUGCCUUGGAUUUGAGCUGGCAGUCUGGAGCGCCACCUGCUGGAAGUUUAAAAUAAUCCUGUAAAAUCCACUGCAGCAAUUUUCAAACAAAUCCUGUCUGAGUUUCAGUCUGAAGACAUCCGACAGGGUUUGUUUGUCCUUGGCGGAUACUUCAGGACACAUGGACAACUGUCCAAUAGGAUCGUUCAGAGAUCUUCCGGGAUCUUUUAAACUUCCUCUUCCUGUCUGGCACCGUGUGUUUGGUCUGUAUGAAAUCUGUUUGGUUUCAUCACUGAUCUGUUGUAAAAAUGCCUCUGGAUUUGUACAUACUUCUUUUGGUAAAGUUUUCUAUAAACACGGACAUGGACUCAA
Scatophagus argus is the source of this 4182-nucleotide messenger RNA. It is a transcript of the gene slc35a2, whose product is annotated as solute carrier family 35 member 2. Gene Ontology annotation, cellular component: Golgi membrane. The record is from RefSeq and is a predicted model, not a curated record. The coding region runs from base 588 to 1748 and encodes 386 amino acids. The transcript has 6 exons. Gene Ontology annotation, biological process: pyrimidine nucleotide-sugar transmembrane transport. Gene Ontology annotation, molecular function: UDP-galactose transmembrane transporter activity. Lineage: Eukaryota; Metazoa; Chordata; Actinopteri; Scatophagidae.